AUGAAUAGAUCGCAGGAUACCGUCAUCGAUGAGGAUGAGGAGACCUGCCCAUUAUGUAUCGAAGAGUUCGAUCUUUCGGACAAGAACUUCAGACCUUGCCCUUGUGGCUACCAGAUCUGCCAGUUUUGUUUCAACAGUCUCAAGAACACCUACGAGAAGAGUACCUGCCCCAACUGUCGAAGACCAUACGAUGAAAAGACCAUUCAAUACAAGAUCCCGACUGCGGAAGAGUUCAAGCUCGACCAGAUGAACAAGAACAAGAAGGCUGCCGCGAAACGAAAGGAGACAGAAAAGCGCGAGGUCGAGAAUUCUUCCCGCCGAAAUCUAGCUGGCGUCCGCGUCAAACAGCAGAACCUCGUCUAUGUCAUCGGUCUAAUACCUCAGAUCAAGGAUGAACAGGCAUUACUCCAAACACUUCGUGGUCCAGAGUACUUUGGUCAAUAUGGCGAAAUCGAGAAGAUCGUCGUCAGUAAGGCCAAACCGGGAGCGGCGAACCAAGGAAUCGGCGUCUAUGUUACAUAUGCACGCAAAGAAGAUGCUGCGCUGUGCAUCAAUACUGUCGAUGGCUCGUUGAAUGGCGACCGUGUCUUGCGGGCCCAGUACGGCACCACCAAGUACUGCUCAGCCUUCCUUCGGGGUGAGACUUGCACCAACAAGAACUGCAGUUUCCUGCAUGAGACUGGUGAAGACGGACAACAUAGCUCUCUCCAGAACGAACCUCAUGGUGCAAGGCUCUCAAACAAGCCAACGGCUGCUUCGCAAUCAUCGCAGACCUCGGCGCCUGCACGGCCCUUAUCUGCAGCACAGAACCAUGCGACUACUAAUCCAAUGGCUCGGCAAGGCAGUAAAGAAGAACAUGGCAGCAGGAAGAACAGUCACGAUGGGUCUGCGUUGCCUUCAACCGCACACUGGGCAACCGCGAAUGCCAGUGUUGCACGAACCAGACGUGCUAGUCAAGCUAACAGUCGGGCAACUCCCAGUCCCCAAAUGGCACAAGCAUCGUUGGUCACGAGCAAAACUUCUGAGCCGAAGGGAAAAGAGCCGGCAUCUCAACCAUCAUCUGCAUCCGCGACAGCUUCUUCUUCUGCCGCGGCUUCGACGGCACCCAAGAAGACCACCUCCGAACCCGCCCAGUCAUCGUCCUCUAAGCUCCCUUCCACACCGGCUGACUAUGCGCAACAGCAGUUUGAUGCGGUCGUGGCCAGAAUAUUGCCUAAUGCCGGGUUUGUCUACGAUGAUUCGUUCCAGCCACCCGAAUUUCGUGAGUUGGUCAGGUCCAUGCCAUCUUUUAUCGACCCGUAUGGCGGCUUGAAACGCCUGGCAAUGCGUGAGAGAGAAGAGAAACGACGUGCCCAGUUAGAGGCCGAGACGAAAGCCAAACUCGAAGCACAAGCAACCUCUGCGGCCGAAGAGACGCUCGACGAGGACAGCAUGAAUGCAGGCAGCCUGGCCUUGGGUGGUGAACCCGAGGACGAUCCGAGGAGUUCUUCCGCUCGUGGAGCCAUCGGUCGACCGUCUCAAUCUAUUGCGGACCAGUUGUUGGCGAUGAAUCUGAAUUCUCGGAACCUGACUGCCCAACAACGACAACAGCUGGCGUUUCUCAAUCUAGACAACGUUCAGCAAGCUCCCGGUCUGGGUCAGCCGUCGGGGCAGAACACUGCUUUUGAGAUGUCAGACUUUGACCGGCGGGGACCGCAGUACAGCCAGGCACAAUACGACCAGAUUAGUAGUCAUCAACGCCACGGGUCACGAUACUUCAACACAGACUCCAAGUCCACCAGUGCCAACCGCUUUCAAGGCCAACAACAGACUUUCUACUCCAGCGGCGUACAAGGUCCUCCUCCAGGCUUGCCUACGGCUGGAACUCCUCCGGUCAGUGGCGGUGGCAUGUUUGCGCACGGCCAGAACUUUACCAACCCCGGCUUCGGAACGUCUAAGGAUGCGAACACAGAGGUGUACGCGAGAAAUCGAAGUGGGACGAAUCAGGGUCCUGAGGUGUCUAAGCGUGAGUUACUCCUUUCCUUGCAAAACAGCCCCCUGCGUUCACCCCCUCUGUCUGCCCCUGCCUCUGGCGUCCUGAGUUCGCUCUACCCCCAGUAUCAAGGGGCGUACCAGGACCGUGGACUUGUCAAGCAAAAGAAGAAGGGGAAGAAGCAAAGACAUGCUAACACUCCCUCUUCAGGAGGUGGUGUCGAGCAUCUUGCGGACCCGAGCAUCGUAACCGCGAGAGUGCACCAGGGCAACACGGCCGGGCAGGGGCUCUUUGGGGGUAACCAAGUGGACGACAAGAACUUUCCGCCAUUACCUCUCCGGUCGAGCUCGCGGACUCCGCCGUUACAUUCACGCGUUUCCUCGUUUCACAGUCUUCACAGUUCAGGAAUUCGGUCCACGACCCCUAGAAUCCCACCUGGGUUUGAACUGACUCACGCUCAUCCGCUACCGCCUUCACGACAAGCAACGCCCGCCCACGCGAAUCAAAUAGGAGCGCGCGCUACUCCCAGUGGUUCCGUGACUGUGACUCCGGCGAUCCCACUGGUACCCCUCGGCCCACGCACCUCGACACCGAAGCCGAAAGCGCCUGAGACGCCGAAAGAAGGUGAUGAGGAGCAUUCACUGGCAGUUCGAAAGCACAGAAACGGAGUAAAUGAAAUCAGUUUUGGCUCACCUCAACUUCGAACAAGUUGCGUAAAAACUGAGACGGAGAACAAGAAAUCCGAGACGAGUGAAGUUGAGAGCGAAAAAGAGAAGAAGGACGAGGCGCCAGCGCCAGUGAAAACCGCCGAUCUUAAAGGAAAGCAAAAAGCGGCCGAUCCAAAGUUUGAGAAGAUAGAGUUGCCACCAACCAGUACCAUCACUUCAAAGGCUCCACUGCUGCCUGCUGUACCAGACAAACCGGCAACACCUGUUUUGGAUUCAGGCUCUGUCGGCACGCCUGGCGCCUUGAGUUCUCGCCCUGCAACUCCAGCUUCUGUCACGACCCCCUCCGAAACACCAAAAGUUUCCACCGCGCGACCGAGAACCUUACGACUGACCACUGGUACAACUACAAAGCCAGCCGAACCAACUCCCGCCUCUGCAGCUCCCGAGAAAACCAUUGCUGCAUUCCCUCCUCUUUCGGCUGCGAAGAAAGGUUCUAGGAGACCAUCUCUUUCUUCUGCACAGCAUAGCAGACCGUCUACUCCAGCAGUGUCAGAAAGGCAACAUUCUCACGACGCUUCACGUGCUUCAUCGCCUCCGCAUAGUAUCGUUGGUUCAGCACCAGAACGGGUGAAGAGCAAGAGUCAGCAGAAGAAGGACCGAAAAGAAAAGGCGAAAAAGUCGACAGAGACGGGUGAGACUAGUGUGAACAUUCCCACGCCUCCCAUUGUUGAAGAAGUGGCGCCUGUCAUUGCUAGACAGAAGAAGCAGAAGAAACGAGUCGAGAGCAGUACAGCUGCAAACAUGGAUGAUUCCACCAAAACUCGAGAAAAGUCUGAGCAAGCGGGCACUGCAGCCGGCAAGCCAGAAGUUGCAGCAGCAGCUGGUGCAGCAUCUACUGACAACGGUUCGAAGAAUGAGCAUUGGGAGAAAGACAAGAAGGAUUCAGCCGCACCUGAAAAGACAGGACGUUCUGUUGCAACUCCGCCACCAUCCACCCCGAAGGAAGAACCGGCAUCAAAGGCUGAAGACACCACCAAAACGCCAUACACACUGCGUGAUCUUUACAACGAAGCCGAUAAGUUGGGCAAAAACACCGACGCUCCCGGUGUUGUACAAAAAUUGCUCCAGGAGCAUGUUUCUUCCAUGCCCAAAAUCAUCAGUUCCAUGAUCCAGUCCGGAGACUUGUCCAAGGACCAUCCAUGGUUGAAUCCUCAGAGCUUCAAUUCCGCCGCUUACAAGCUCCCUCCUGAUUCGAGGCGAGGACAGGACUAUCUCGAUGGGAAUGGAUACGCCCCAAAUGAUGCAUUCGGAUACAUCUACUUGCCACUUAAGGAGAAGCAAGCUCUCAAGGACGGCCAUGCAGUCAGUGUUGCCGACGCGGGAGAUCGUAAAGAUGAUUUGCUCCGAAGAUGCCUCGUCACACCCAACGGCUGGGUACUGCGCCACUUGACUGCUGACGAAAGCGAAAAGGUUCUCGAGUUGGAAGAGCGACGGCAAAUGUAUGUCGAAGAAUUUGGUGAGGUCGGCACCAUGGACGGCCUUGGUGUUCUAGAGGCGGACGAUUACACCAACCUUGGUGGUGGCAUGGAAAAACUCAGUCGUCAUGGUGAGCGUCACGGAGUGAUCUGGGUUGUAGGCGACGGCGAGCAGGUUGGUGAGGAAGACGAGUUCGACACUCUAGAUGACGAAGACGAGGAUGACGAAGUCGGCGAGGUUGGCAUCAGCGAUGAGGAAGAGCCGAUCAUGGACGACGAGACAGGACUUAAUGAGGCAGACGAUGCUGCCCUGGAUGGUCAUCAGGGUGUCAACAUGCCGGGCGCCUGGCAGUCCUCGUCAUCAGCAACCAAUCUGGCCCAUGGCAAGCAGCAAUCUGGCGGACGUGCCUCGAAAAGCAAGCUUCCGGCGUUGCCAGCCAAGGGUCCACAAUCUUUGCCUCACCGUCACAGCAAUGCCAGUUCGUCUCAGAACGUCAACAACGUUAACUUGCGGGCGCUGGACUCUGAGAGCCUACAGAAACGCGUGGCAGAGAAACAGAAGGAACUGGAGCAGUCACGGAAAGAAAUGGAAAAGAUUGAGAAGCUGUGGAACAAAAAAUCCAAGGAUAUUGCACGCUGGAGGGAAGGGCUGGCCGCGAAAGGUUAG
Exophiala dermatitidis NIH/UT8656 is the source of this 4782-nucleotide messenger RNA. RefSeq names its product CCR4-NOT transcription complex, subunit 4. The transcript is spliced from 4 exons. Gene Ontology annotation, molecular function: RNA binding; metal ion binding; ubiquitin-protein transferase activity. NCBI's taxonomy places the organism in Eukaryota, Fungi, Ascomycota, Eurotiomycetes, Chaetothyriales, Herpotrichiellaceae. The record is from RefSeq and is a predicted model, not a curated record. The coding region runs from base 1 to 4782 and encodes 1593 amino acids. Gene Ontology annotation, biological process: protein ubiquitination. Gene Ontology annotation, cellular component: CCR4-NOT complex.